This is a messenger RNA of Ahaetulla prasina, 5997 nucleotides long. RefSeq names its product secretion regulating guanine nucleotide exchange factor (gene SERGEF). The record is from RefSeq and is a predicted model, not a curated record. NCBI's taxonomy places the organism in Eukaryota, Metazoa, Chordata, Lepidosauria, Squamata, Colubridae. The coding region runs from base 260 to 1489 and encodes 409 amino acids. The transcript has 11 exons.
UUCCACAGCUCCAAGCCACCGCUGCAAAAGCCGAAGGGGAAAAAAAAAAGAAGAGCGUUGCAUUGGCCGUAGUCCUCUCUCUCUCUCUCUCUCUCCCACUUGCCCGGCUUGACUAAGUCGACAAACCUCCGGCCUUCGCUUUGAAUAUACAGUACUGUAAAAACUACCCGCUCCUGCAAUCGCAGCGAGAAGCCGGGAAAGGCGGACUUCUCGGCCGCCGCGAGCGCUUCCGCAAGUGGUUCCGCCUUCUUCGCCGACUAUGGCCGUCGGCCGCCGAGACGCAACGCGAGCUUUGCUCGCUUGGGGAGCAAACAGCUAUGGACAACUUGGUCUUGGUCAUAAAAAUGAUGUGCUCCUGCCUAAGGCUGUGAAGUCAUUUCUCUUUAAUCAGAGUUGUAUCAAAAACAUUACUGGAGGUGGAGGUCAUUCUGCUGUUCUUACCGACACUGGAGAGAUAUUUUUCUGUGGCCAGAAUAAAGAUGGACAAUUGGGACUUGGUCAUACUGAGGAUGUGACACAUUUUACCUUAUGUUCUUCUAUUUGUGGCUGUCCCGUCAUACAAGUUGCCUGUGGCUGGGAUUUUACAGUUAUACUUGUUGGAAAUGGCCAAGUGUUCUCCUGUGGUUCUAAUUCCUAUGGACAAUUGGGAAUUCCUGAUAUUUUAGGCAGAUGCACUAUUCCAGCAAUGAUUAAGUGUUUACAGGAUAAAAUAAUAAAUAUUGCUGCUGGGCUUAGGCACGCUGUUGCUGUGGCUGAAAGUGGUUCUGUAUUUCAAUGGGGAAUUGGUAUGGCAUCUCAAGCAAAGCGAAUGUGCCAAGGAAAAAAUAUUCCUUCUUUCUUGAGGGCAAAGGAACCUUGCAAAGUACCAGGUUUUGAAAAUGUCAAAGUGAGGAGUGUAGCUUCUGGCUCACAUCAUGUUGUGUCACUCACAGAUGAUGGAGAUUUAUAUGUUUGGGGAAACAAUAAGCACAAGCAACUAUUAAGUAAAGACUCUGUUGUUUUGGAACCUCAGAAGAUUGAAGCUCACUAUUUUGAGGGUGAAAAAAUCAGAAGAAUUUGGAGUGGUUGGACACACCUGGUGGCGCAAUCAGAGACAGAGAAAGUCUUCACAUGGGGUAGAGAAGACUAUGGUCAACUUGGAAGAAAUGAGAUGCCAUGCGAAGGACAGAGCAAGGACAGAAAGGAAUCAAAAGAGCAUCAUUUGAAAGAGUCAUUUUAUACUCCUGCUACAGUACCUAGACUCUCUGGUGCAUCUGAGAUUGCAUGUGGUUCAGAGCACAAUCUAGCAAUAGUUGGUAACCGGUGUUUUUCCUGGGGAUGGAACGAGCAUGGCAUGUGUGGCAAUGAAACAGAAGAAUAUGUUUGUCUUCCUCAGCCUGUGGAAUCUCUUAGUUCUUCAGAGCUGCUUUUAAUUGGAUGUGGAGCCGGACACUCCUUAGCAUUUUGCUCUUUACCAAGCUUAGACAUAGCACCCUCUGCACAAUUUUAAAUUCACCCUGAGGUUUGUCUUUGGUUAAUAGAAUGCAGUUAAUGUCAAAGCAAUUCAGUCAUACUAGCCAUGGCAAGAUUAUCCAUAUUAUAUACUGACAUAGUCAUUUUGCUGGGUUCAUAUUUAAAAGAAGGAGGAAGAUUUUUUUUAUUUUUGCUUUUGUUUGAAGGUAGCAAAGUACGAAAACAUUUAGGUGUGAUGAAAUGAAACAGAAUGUGCUUUAUUUAUUGUCAAGCACGACAAACCAGAUUUACAUGUAAAGCUUCUAAUGUACUGAUUUAUUACAACAGCCUAUACACAGGAAUCUCCUUAUACUAAGAGUUAACACCUGGACAGAACUAGAUAAGUAUUAAUGGCAGACAAGGGUGGGUUGGACUUAGUUCGCUUUUGGCUACAAAAUCAUUCUAAACUGAUGCCUAGUUUAACUCCUCCCCCUGGUUCUGCCAGUCUCUUUCCUACAUUUAUUGAUAUCAAGCACAUGGUUACCUCAGGUAGUCCUUGCUUAAUGACUGCCCUGUUUAAUGAUUCUUCAAAAUUAUGAUGGUGUUGAAAAAAUAAUUUCAUGACCAGUCCCUGCACUGGCAUCCUGCGGUUAUAGGAUCUCCAAUUGUACACCUCAUAGCCAGCUUCCAACAAGCAAGGUCAGUGAAGAAGCCAACAAUAAAAUUAUAAGUCACAAUCAUCUGAUGGCUUGCUUAACGACUGUGUUGGUUAGCAACAGAGUCGCCGGUCCCAAUUAUGAUAAUUAAGUGUCCAGUUUUUAUCCAAGAAAAUAUACUGGAGCAUUAGUCUCAAUAUUGGAGAUGUAUAAUUGGACCAUACCGUUUCAUCAAUACAAAUGCAAUCAGAUAUAUAGAUGCCUCUCUGAAAGGGUAGAGAUGCUGAGGAUGGAAUUAUGUCUGCCAGCGCGGCAUAAUUCCUACACAACUUCUACAAGACAAAGAAAAGCUAAAAAGAUUGCUUAUGGGUGCUCUGGAUAGCAGUUCCUUAUGAGGAAGCCUGCAGUACCCAAAAGGAUUCUACAGGCACCUCAUGAGUGAAGUGCCCGGAGCCAAGGAAGAACUGACUUGCAGCCUCAAUGGAGCCUUUAAUGCAGGGGUGAAAUCCAGCAGGUUCUGACAGGUUCUGGAGAACCCGUAGCUGAAAUUUUGAGUAGUUCGGAGAACCGGUAAAUGGCAUUUACCAGUUUCUAUUCUAUUUAUAUUUCUAUUCUAUUCUAUUCUAUUUCUAUUUCUAUUCUAUUCUCUUGCUGGUCCCAGAGUAGGGUGGGAAUAGGUAUUUUGCAGUAUCCUACCCCCAGGAGAGGGGAAGGAAUGGGAUUUUACAGUAUCCUUCCCCUGCCAUCACGCCACACCAUGCCCACCAAAUCACGCCCACAGAACUGAUAGUAAAAAAAAUUGGAUUUCACCGCUGCUUGGAUAGCAAGUUCCAUUUUCUUAAGCACUUCGUAUGGUAGCUAUUUAAAAACUAAAGAAUUCUCUGGAAUAACAGUUUAACUGGACCUUCUGUGUUUAAAAGAAAAAGGACAGAUUUUUUCCCCCCAGGAAUUAACUUGCAGCAAAAAGCGCAUUAAAAGCUUGGAUUAUAAAAGUUUUAAACAACUAUAGGGACCAAUAGACUAGGUUCCUGUAAAUUUAUUAGAAGAGAUACCCACAAUGGUGGAGUGGAAUAUGAGGAGAAUAGAACUGACUGAAAUCGCUAAAUUGACUUGUCUAAUUAAAGAAGGAACAGCAAUAUUUUUUAAAAUAAAAGAAUGGAAACCCUUUAUGGACUUUUUGCUGCAAAUGGACAAAAGUUUGUGGUUUUGGGGAUUUACUGAUUAAAAAGCGUUGUUUACAGGAAGACAGGAUCCAAAACAUAUCAUUUCAGAGGCUGGAAAUGGUGAAUAAUUAUUCUUGUAAUGGCUUGCCUUCAGAUGUUGUGGGUGCUCAAUCACUGGAGGUUUUUAAGAAGAUACUGAACAGCCAUAUGUCUGAAAUGGUAUAGGGUAGUGAUGGCGAACCUUUUUGCUGUCGCAUGCCAAAACUGGAGGGAGCGCAGGAGGGCCGCGCGCAUGUGUGCCCACACUCAUAAUUCAAUAUGCCCUGCCCCCCGCGCAUGCGUGUGCAUUCCUCCCACAUUCCCCAUGCUUUUGGCACGUGAUGGCAUGGUGGACUCGUUAGAGCCGUUUUUUUGUCCUCUCCAGGCUCCAGAGGCUUUCUUGGAACCUGGGGAAGGCAAAAAUGGCCUUCCCUACCCCUUCCCCCAGAGGCCGGAAACAGCCUGUUUCCCAAUUUCCAGUUCCCAAAAAUCAGCUGGCUGGCAUGCACAUGUGCGCCGGAGUUGAACUAGGGCAACGCUCGUGCCCACCGAUAUGGCUCCGUGUGCCAUAGGUUCGCCAUCACGGGUAUAGGGUCUCUUGCUUGAGCAGGGGAUUGGAUUAGAAGACUUCCAAGGUCCCUUCCAAUUCUAUUAUUCUGUUAUAUAUGUUCUGUUAUCUGCUGCAAAGAAGAUUGGAAGUUGGUUCUUUAGAUAUCUUUCUUCUUCUUUGCCUCACUUUUUGAUUUAUUUUUUUAUAUCUCUUACACACAUGCAUAUAUACACACAUAAGCAAUCAAGUAUGUAGUAGAAUAUGUUGCCAAACUCAUAGUUCCUUUUUACCUCUCUACAUUUUACUGGCUAUUGACUGGAUGUUUUGCUGGGUCACGAAUCCAGAUGGUAUUUUGAAAGGCCUUUGAAUUAGUUCAAUAGCUAAGUGGCAGCAUUACUUUUCUUUUGUUCUUUAUUUCAUUUCAUUCCUGGAUUGAAUGCCCAUCUCCUAUAUUUUAUAAGUCAAACUCCUGAAUAUAUUUAUUAGAAUUGUGCAGCCCUUUUGAUUCAGUUUCAAUCAUAAGCAGGUCUGUGAACGUAACACCUUCGUCAACUUCCGGACCUCCGAACCUUUUGCCGCGAGCUUAAAACUCAUCUAUUCAUCUGCGCAGGACUGGACUAGAUUUUAGAUUUUAAAUUUAAACUGGUUUUAAUGGGUUUUAUUAUGUAUACUGUUAUUUUAAUUAUUUGGCUAUUUGGAAUAAGUUUUUUAAUUGAUGUUUUAUUUUGUAUCUAUAUGUAUUUUUAUCUGCCUGUAAACCGCCCUUAGUCCCUAGGGAGAUAGGGCGGUAUAAAAAUACGAAAAAUAAAUAAAUAAAUAAAUAAAUAAAUAAAUAAAUAAAUAAAUAAAUAAAUAAAUAAAUAAACACCUGCCUAUAACCUUCAUGUCUUUUCUCAGGAUUUGAUGGAUACCCUGUGAGAGAUAGGGAAAAAUAUGGCUGCCUUAAAGAGUUGCUACAUUUGCUCUCCUGUGCCUUCUAAAGCCCUUUUUUGGAAUUGAAUCAUAGCCUUUAUAUGUAUAUAUUAGGUCGUAGAAGGGGCAUAAAGAUAAUAGCAGCCUUCACAAAUUAGCUAGUUAAUAAAAAAAAGUUUUACUUUCCUGGACUGGAGUUCAUCAUAUGUAUAAAAAGCAGAAACUUUGGAGUUCUGUGCCACAUCAACUGCAUCAGUGAUAACAGUACUCUACCAAUCCAGGAUUUUGUGUUAAUAGUCUGAUACGCUAUAAGCCUAAUCUGUUCCAUCUGUUUACAAGCAAUUUAUUCAGAAAGCCAAUUAAGACAGAUUAGCAAAAUCUGUUUAGCCAUUUGUGAUCUCUGUUACUUUACCUGUAGGCAUGUUACCAGAAAUUAUUGCGGUGACUACUCCUUUUAUACAGUACAUACCCUAGUCAACAUAAACCGUAAUGUAUGUACACAAAUAUAUUUGGUAGAAUGCAGUAUUGCAGGCUAAUUCAAUGCUCACUGCCAGGAGUUCAGUCCUGAUGGGCUCAAGGUUGACUCAGCCUUCCAUCCUUCUGAGGUUGGUAAACUGAGGACCCAGAUUGUUUGGGGCAAUAGGCUGACUCUGUAAACCAUUUAGAGAAGGCUAUAAAGCACUAUAAAGCGAUAUAUAAAAUCUAAGCAGUAUUACUAUUGUUAUUGACCUAGUUAACACAGAGGCUACAUGGUCAUGUAUCAGAGAUACUCUCGUUCAGGGGUGUCAAAUUCGCGGCCCAUGGGCCGGAUGCGUCACAUGCUGGCCACCCCCAUCCAUUUUAGCAAAGGGGGGGGGAAAGUUGCAAUACGUCACAUGAUGACAUGUUGUCAUGAGUUUGAUACCCCUACAUCAACCUCUAGUAGAUCCUGCGUUAAGCAAGGGAAUGAACUAAUUAGCUCCUUCUAACUCAAUGAAAUUAAAUGGGGUGACAAAAAGGUCUUCUAUUAUGCUUCCUCUCAGAUUGCACCAUAAAAAUUCAAUAGCGCAGAAAGAUGCUCAAACUGAUGAGGAAGAUUGCUUGAAAGAAAAAAAGUACAGUAUUCAUGAGGUGCCCUUCCAGCUGUCUUUGUUUUGUUUUUAGUCAUCAUCAGUACUCAGAAAUCAUUUCAUAAUGUUGAGCAUGCUAUAAACUAUUUUACCCCUUCAUGUUUUUGCUGACAUCCUUUUGCAGAAGGAUUUUUUUU